AUGUCCACAUCCAAGAGGCCCAGAGGGAUUAAGAUGGAGUGUGAAUGGAAGCCAGACCAGCAAGGACUUCAGCAGAUUCUCCAGCUUCUGAAGGAGUCCCAGUCUCCUGACACGUCCAUGCAGAGAUCUGUCCAGCAAAGAUUGGAGCAACUGAACCAGUUUCCAGACUUCAACAACUAUUUGAUAUUUGUCCUCACAAAGUUGAAAACAGAAGAUGAACCAACUCGAUCCCUCAGCGGGCUUAUUCUAAAAAACAACGUAAAAGCCCAUUACCAGAAUUUCCCCAACGGUGUGUCUGAUUUCAUUAAGAGUGAAUGUCUGCAAAGCAUUGGUGACUCAUCUGCCCUCAUUCGGGCAACUGUCGGUAUCCUCAUCACCACUAUUGCCUCCAAGGGGGAGCUCCAGAACUGGCCAGAACUUCUCCCCAAACUCUGCUCACAUUUGGAUUCUGAGGACUAUAAUACAUGUGAGGGAGCAUUUGGAGCCCUACAAAAAAUCUGUGAAGACUCGGCCGAGAUCCUGGACAGUGACAUGCUGGAUCGGCCACUAAAUAUUUUGAUCCCAAAGUUUCUGCAGUUUUUUAGGCACAGCAGUCCUAAAAUUAGGUCUCAUGCUAUUGCCUGUGUCAAUCAGUUCAUUAUCUGCAGAACCCAGGCUCUUAUGCUGCAUAUCGACCCUUUUAUCGAGAAUUUGUUUGCACUAGCAGCAGAUGAGGAGCCAGAAGUAAGGAAAAAUGUGUGCAGAGCUCUGGUCAUGUUGUUAGAGGUGCGCCUUGACCGACUUCUGCCACACAUGCAUAACAUAAUCGAGUACAUGCUGCAAAGGACUCGAGAUCCAGAUGAAAACGUGGCUUUGGAGGCUUGUGAAUUCUGGCUGACUCUGGCAGAGCAGCCUGUGUGCAAAGAUGUACUCUGUGGACACCUCUCUCAACUCACACCGGUGCUUGUAAACGGAAUGAAGUACUCUGAGAUCGACAUCAUUCUGCUCAAGGGAGACAUCGAGGAAGAUGAAGCGAUACCUGACAAUGAGCAGGACAUCAGGCCACGCUUCCACCGCUCUCGCACAGUGGCUCAGCGUCACGAUGGGGAGGGUGUGGAUGACGAUGACGAUGACGAAGAUGAACUUGAUGACACUAUCUCAGACUGGAACCUGCGUAAAUGUUCAGCCGCAGCCUUGGAUGUUUUGGCAAAUGUAUUCAGGGAUGAGCUUUUGGUGCAUCUUCUGCCUCUACUAAAGGAGCUUAUUUUCCACUCAGACUGGAUUGUAAGAGAGUCUGGUAUUUUAGUUCUGGGGGCUAUAGCUGAAGGUUGUAUGCAAGGCAUGAUUCCCUACCUGCCUGAGCUCAUACCUCACCUAAUCCAGUUCCUGUCAGACAAGAAGGCGUUGGUGCGGUCCAUCACUUGUUGGACACUGAGCCGCUAUGCUCACUGGGUCGUUAGCCAGCCUCCAGAUACUUACCUAAAACCUCUCAUGACGGAGCUUCUUCAAAGAAUCUUAGACAGCAACAAGCGCGUUCAGGAAGCUGCUUGUAGUGCCUUUGCGACUUUGGAAGAGGAGGCCUGCACAGAGCUGGUUCCUUACCUGUCGUUUAUCUUGGACACAUUAGUGUUUGCCUUCAGCAAAUACCAACAUAAGAAUCUCCUUAUUUUGUAUGACGCCAUCGGGACACUCGCUGAUUCAGUCGGACACCAUCUUAAUAAACAGGAAUACAUUGAGAUGCUGAUGCCUCCUUUGAUUCAUAAGUGGAACCAACUUAAAGAUGAAGACAAAGACCUGUUUCCAUUAUUAGAAUGUUUGUCCUCCGUCGCCACCGCGCUCCAAAGUGGUUUCUUGCCGUACUGUGAGCCAGUUUACCAACGCUGUGUCAACCUGGUCCAGAAAACACUUGCACAAGCCAUGCUUUACCAGGCACAGCCAGACCAGUAUGAGCCUCCCGAUAAGGACUUCAUGAUUGUGGCUUUAGAUCUUCUGAGUGGGCUGGCUGAGGGCCUGGGUGAGACCAUUGACCAGUUAGUCGCCCGCAGUAACAUUCUCACGCUCCUGUACCAGUGUAUGCAGGACAAAAUGCCAGAGGUUCGUCAGAGUUCUUUUGCUCUGCUGGGAGAUCUGACAAAAGCCUGCUUCCUGCAUGUCAAACCAUGCAUUGCUGAUUUUAUGCCUAUACUUGGUAGAAACCUAAAUCCAGAAUUGAUUUCAGUUUGUAACAAUGCAACAUGGGCAAUAGGUGAAAUAUCCAUACAAAUGGGGCCUGAAAUGCAGCCAUAUAUUGCCAUGGUGCUGCAUCAGCUGGUGGAGAUCAUUAACAGGCCGAAUACUCCAAAGACACUUCUGGAAAAUACAGCAAUAACAAUUGGUCGUCUUGGUUACGUUUGUCCUCAAGAGGUGGCACCCAUGCUACAGCAGUUUAUAAGACCCUGGUGUACUUCUUUGCGAAAUAUAAGAGACAAUGAGGAGAAGGACUCGGCUUUCAGAGGAAUUUGCACUAUGAUCAGUGUGAACCCAGGCGGCGUUGUGCAGGAUUUUAUAUUUUUCUGUGAUGCUGUGGCUUCCUGGGUAAAUCCAAAAGAAGAUCUUCGAGACAUGUUUUGUAAGAUUCUUCACGGGAACGGCUGGCGACAUUUUACGGGGUGUAGCUACAGUAGCCACGUUCUUCAAUCAAAUCAUAAGCCUCACACCAGGAACCUGUUUUUCUGA
Molecule: messenger RNA, 2694 nt
Organism: Knipowitschia caucasica
Lineage: Eukaryota; Metazoa; Chordata; Actinopteri; Gobiiformes; Gobiidae
Source: the annotation of a GenBank genome assembly